This is a messenger RNA of Mercenaria mercenaria, 468 nucleotides long. RefSeq names its product NADPH--cytochrome P450 reductase-like. The annotation marks the transcript as partial. The record is from RefSeq and is a predicted model, not a curated record. The transcript has 4 exons. Lineage: Eukaryota; Metazoa; Mollusca; Bivalvia; Venerida; Veneridae. Gene Ontology annotation, molecular function: FMN binding.
CUGAAUUAGGCUUUUGACCACAUGGAAAUUACAAGUGUACAGCACAUCAGCUGUGAGCAAAUUAGUAAAGAGUGGAAAUAAUUACUACUAAAUAGAAAACCAGUCCAACAUCAACAACAGCAAAUUUCAAAAAUGACAGAAGAAAGUGAAACAGAAUCUGGAGCUUACUUUUCCAAUUUGGAUUUCUUCAUUCUCUCGCUCAUGGCAGGGAUGGCAGUCUACUGGUUUUUCUUCAAAAAUAAACAGAAAGAACAACCAACGUUUAAAAAGCUGACUGUUGCGCCAUUAGCGCGAAGUUCCUCAUACGAUCCCAGCUUUAUCAAUAAAAUGAAGAAUUCUGGAAGGAAUGUAGUGGUGUUCUAUGGUUCCCAGACAGGGACAGCUGAGGAGUUUGCAGGUCGUCUAGCCAAGGACUGUGCUGGUUAUGGUAUGAAAGGCAUGGUAGCAGAUCCCGAGGAAUGUGAAAUG